AUGAAGAAGAAGAUCAACGAACGCAGGAAGUACGAGGCGGUGAGGGUGGUUAUGACAGAAGCAGAAGAGGAGGCAAGGAUGCAUGUGGAGUAUGCGGCAAGGAUGGCCGUGGAGCAGGCUGCAUUGAUGGCGUCUGGCGAGUGGUCCGUCGCGUUCGAUUUUGCUUUGGCAUCCGCGUGUGGAGGUUGGCAAUGUCUUCCGCCGUCGCCGGCAAGCGGGCACCACCUUCUCACGUUCCACGACUACUCCAUCACCUGCAAGGGCAUUCCCACCGGACAGUGCGCCAAGUCCCGCAACUUCACAGUUGGCGGCCACCGCUGGCGCAUCGACUACUACCCCAACGGCAUAGGCUCGUCGGUCAAAAACCACGUAACCCUCUGCCUAAUCCUCGACGAAGAUGUCCCAGCGGGUGUCAAGGCAAAGUACAGUUUCUGCCUCGCCGGCGAGACGGAGGAAAAGCAAGCAGUGGGGCUGGCGUCGGCGGCGGUCAGCAAUUUCUGUUCCUGGAGCAGGAGUUGCAACAAGUGGGACCGAUUUAUCAAAAGGGAGGACCUAGAGAGCUCCAAGCAUCUAGAGAAUGACCCGUUCACCGUCCGGUGCGACAUCGUCGUCGUCCAUGGUUACUCUCCGGCGGACCACGCAGUGAGCUUCGUCUCGGUGCCGACAUGUGACCUGAGCCGGGACCUGGGCGAGCUCCUCGGCACAGGGAAUGGUGCCGAUGUGGUGUUUGAGGUCCGCGGCGAGAUAGUCGCUGCACACCGGUGCGUGCUCGCGGCUCGAUCCCUGGUCUUCCGCGCUGAGCUCCUCGGUCCGAUGAAGGAGAAUGCCGUCGCCGGUGUUGUUGUGCGCGUUGAAGACAUGGAGGCGGAGGUGUUCAAGGCGCUGCUCCGUUUUGCGUACACGGGCUCGCUGCCGGAGACGCGGAAAGAAGACGAAGACGUUACGUGCCAGCAUCUGCUCGUCGCGGCGGACAGAUACGGCAUAGAGCGGCUGAAGCUGAUCUGCGAGGAGAAGCUGUGCAAGUACAUUGACAUCGGCACGGUGGCGACCAUCCUAGCGCUGGCCGAGCAGCACCGCUGUGAGGGGCUGAAGAAGGCGUGUUUCCAUUUCCUUGCCGCUCCGGCGAAUUUGAGGGCGGUCAUGGCCACCGACGGCUUUCAGCAUCUGAGCACGAGCUGCCCUUCUAUCAUAGUUGAGCUCAUGGCCAUGUCAUUUGGCGCAUUAGCUCAGUGCUCGAUCCAGAGUGUCAGGUGA
Messenger RNA from Aegilops tauschii subsp. strangulata, 1254 nucleotides. The record is from RefSeq and is a predicted model, not a curated record. Lineage: Eukaryota; Viridiplantae; Streptophyta; Magnoliopsida; Poales; Poaceae.